Molecule: messenger RNA, 2268 nt
Organism: Perca flavescens (yellow perch)
Lineage: Eukaryota; Metazoa; Chordata; Actinopteri; Perciformes; Percidae
Gene: fbxo34
Product: F-box protein 34
Exons: 5
Coding region: 435-2174 (579 amino acids)
Molecular function (GO): protein binding
Source: RefSeq, a predicted model, not a curated record
UUUCACUACGUCAUGACGCAGCGGCUCCAGCUGGACGUCGCUGGCGUCGGUUCGUAGUUAGUUUAGCUCAGAGGAGCAAACAGGGUCAGAAGCUCCGCUUAAACCCGCGAUUUAACAUUUUUAAACAACAUUUUAUCAACAUCUAACUACGGGAACCGACAGCGGGAGUGUUUGAGAUUAACGGGACUCACCGGGAGAGGAGGAGCUUGUUGUUGUGUUGCUCCAACAGACAGACAGACUGUGUGUGUGUGUGUGUGUGUGUGUGUCCUGAGGGGGGCGGAGCCCGAGUUUGCUUCUGUUUCCUGUCUGGGAGGAAACAGUGAACGUCUGAGAGAUGAUGUUAAGCUAAAGGACGAGAGGAGCUGUCACUCAAACCUGGAACACGCCCCCAAACAACACCAGCAGCCAAUCAGCACGCAGUUUGGAGGACCAUCAUGCACCUGAAGUCGUACCCGAAGUUCGUGCGUUCGGAGCUGCGUCUGGACGCGGUCGUCGGUGUCCAGCUGAGGACCUGCGCCGGUAACCGCGGCAACAGCCGCCUCCCGUUCGGCGUCCUCUCCCCCAACAACAACAACACGCCCCUCUGGCUGCCGGGCGGCGAGAACGACACGGAGGACGGAGACGCGGCGCCGGACGUCUGGUCCGUCAUCAAGCCGGGACACGUCCGGGAGAAGAUCGCCAUCUUCGCCUCGGACGACCGGCACGCCGCCGCCUCCGCCGCCACCGCCGCCACCGCCGCCACCGCCGUGGCGCCCGCGAUCCACGCCGGGCCGAUGACGUCGCGCGCCACGAAGGCGAAGGGGAGCUGGUCGGAGAACUCCGGCGCCAAACGGCGCCGCAGGUCCGGAAACGAACAGCGCACGAAUGCUCGCCAAGCGUCUCCGCGGCGAUCCGGCGAGGCCACGGCGGCGGUGGCGGCGGCCCCGGAGGAGACGAAGGUGUCGGUGGUUGACAUGGUGGCGUUCCUGGAGCAGAGAGCCAGCGAGCCGCCGCCGCAGACGGAGGCCAAACCGCUGCUCGCCAUGCAGAGAAGCUCCGCCUCCAUCACGCUGUCCAGAGCCCCGCCCACCGAGGUCAGAGGGGCGGAGCCAGAGAGCAGCGAGCAGGGGGCGGGGCCAGAGAGCGACCGGGACCGGGGGGCGGAGCCAGAGAGCGACCGGGACCGGGGGGCGGAGCCAGAGAGCGUGCGCAGCGUGUCAGACAUGGUGGCGAGGCUGGAGUCUGCGUGCGAGAACCGGCCAAUGGCGGGAGAUCUGUCGAGAAACAACAGCCUGCGGAGGACAGUGGGACGCGUGCUGCUCGCCGCCACGGCUCAGAGCUCCGCCCCCUCGGCAUCAUCGAUUACAUCAUCAUCGUCAGACAGGGAGCCAACCGGCUGCUCGGAAACUGCCGUCUCAGCCGUGGCUAACGCUAACGGUAGCUCUGGAGACGAGACGCUGGAUGAGCUCUCACAGGCCCCGCCCCUCUCACAGGCCCCGCCCCUCUCACAGGCCCCGCCCCUCUCACAGGCCCCGCCCCUCUCACUGGUGGAGCCUGUGCCCGGCCUGUUGUUCAUGCUCCCUGCCUCUCGCUGCGACUCUGGCAGCCAAUCAGAGAAGAGGAAGAAGAAGAAGGCGGACCGAGCUCAGCAGGAGGAGAUGAUUCAGGAUGUGGAUACCUCCUCCUCCUCCUCCUCCUCCUCCUCCUCUUCCUCCCCCCCGCGGCGUGCGUCUCCUGACUUCCUGUUGCUGCGGCGACGGCUGCAGCAGCUGUUGGCGCCGCGGCCCUUCCUCUCCGUGCUGCCUCACCACGUGCUGCUGGCCGUGCUGGCGCUGCUGCCCACGCGGAGCCUGGCGGCGCUCAAGUGCACCUGCCGCUACCUGCGCUCCGUCAUCGACGACUACGGCGUGCGCCCGGCCGACUCGCUGUGGGUGUCCGACCCCCGUUACCGCGACGACCCCUGCAAGCAGUGCAAGAGGCGGUACGGGCGCGGCGACGUGUCCCUGUGCCGCUGGCACCACAAGCCGUACUGCCAGGCGCUGCCCUACGGCCCCGGCUACUGGAUGUGCUGCCACGCCGCGCGCCGGGACGCGCCCGGGUGCAACGUGGGUCUCCACGACAACCGAUGGGUGCCGGCCUUCCACAGCAUCAACGUGCCGAUCUACCGGAGAGGCCGCGCCGGCAACGAAGACUGACGGCAACGCGCAGGAAAUGUUGGAAGGACGCUGCUGUCCCCCCCCCCCCUGCUGCUGUGUGUGUGUGUGUGUGUGUGUGUGUGUGUGUGUGUGU